Drosophila obscura is the source of this 907-nucleotide messenger RNA. RefSeq lists its product as uncharacterized. Lineage: Eukaryota; Metazoa; Arthropoda; Insecta; Diptera; Drosophilidae. The coding region runs from base 136 to 786 and encodes 216 amino acids. The transcript has a single exon. The record is from RefSeq and is a predicted model, not a curated record.
UGCGCUGGCAACUCGUUUGAUUACCACGCGUAAACAGCGACAAUAAGAACUAGAGUGCAAAAGUUGCAAGGACCCGCCCAAACGUUGUGCAACAUUUUGUGGCAGUCACAUGCCGGUGAAGCCCCCCGAUAGACAAUGCCAAUGGAAAUUGUAAUAAUGGACGAGGAAGCAAAGCCACCCACACCCAAAGCGAAGCCUCCCGAGAAGCCACUCCGACGGAGAACACAAACCAAAGCCCCAGCCCCAGCGCCAGCACCGUCUAGGACCCCGAAGGCGACACCCACUGCGAUUAUGUGUGAACUGACGCGCCUCAAGGCUCAGCAAAAGUACCUCGAAUGCCAUCAAGUCAGGCUGAAUGUCAGCAAUUUCCAGGAUAGCCCAGAAGACGAGCCUAGUCCCGAAGGCACUGAUGGAUACGGACCCCCUUCCCAGGGGAACGCUACCAGGCAGAGGCCAGGAAGCUCCUCCGCUGCAGCCCUCACCAUCCUGAUCAAUGAGAUUGAGCGCCUGCAGCUCGAGCUGGACGAGAAAAUGCAGGUAUAUCGCUCCACCAAGCGCAACGAGCUGCAGGACAUGUGGCACUAUGUCAGCGCCAUGAAAGAGGACGUCUUCCGGCCGGAGCGUCUCAGCAUGUACACGGUCAACGCCCUGAGAGAGCGAAUCGUUGGCCUGAACGGCCAGCUGGAGCGGUUGAGUGCGAAGAAUUCGAAGGAACUGGAGACGCUGCGAGAGGAGUACCAGAAGUUGGAGCGCGAGAACAAGUUCAUAUGGAGGGGCAGCCUAUAGAACCCUCAGAGUCUAACGAAAGAAAGUUGGAUAUAAAUUAUGAUUAAUAAAUGUAGACGAUUGAUAAAAGCUUUCCAAGGAAAUAUACACAUAUGUAUGUACAUACAUAAAAAUAAAUUCG